AUGGGCUUCAUCCCGCCACACAUGCUCAAGGCCAAGGCCGCGAGCCAGAACGUCUCUGCUGAAGAGCGAGAGGCGUCAAGAAGGACGAUGGAGAUUGAUGCUGCUAGGCAGGCGCAGAGGCAGGGUGGAGAGAAGGGGAAGGCGAGUGGUGGUGGGAGUUCGACGGAGGGGAAGGACGAGCAAAAGAAGGGUGGGGAUGAGGAGAAGAAUAACCAUCAAAAUUUGAAGACAGAUCCACUCGCGCGUCCCAGUCCCGACCAACCGCAGCAGGCCCAGAUUUUCCCAUCUGACCAACCCGACAAGAAUCAGUCGAUGCGAAAACAAGAGCGGCGGACCCUUGCAUCGCGGGAGUUCUCGGUCCCGCCGGGGCAGCCUGCCAGCCUCAGAAUUCCCAAGAACUGA
Messenger RNA from Colletotrichum abscissum, 402 nucleotides. RefSeq lists its product as uncharacterized. The transcript is spliced from 2 exons. The record is from RefSeq and is a predicted model, not a curated record. The coding region runs from base 1 to 402 and encodes 133 amino acids. NCBI's taxonomy places the organism in Eukaryota, Fungi, Ascomycota, Sordariomycetes, Glomerellales, Glomerellaceae.